AUGAGCUGCACUGUCAGGCAGGUCGUCACCACCUGCACCCAGGGCAGGGGCAGCACAGGCAGCAACGCAGCUGGCACUGCCAGGAGGGUGUCCUCUGCCUCCUCGGGCAGACACGCUGCCUAUGACUUGGGUGCUGUGGUUGGCAGCUUCUCCGGCGGCAGCGUGAGCGAGGGAUUGCUCGGGAAGCAGCUGAGCACCGGCAGCGCGGCUGGUGGCAGCUUCGGAGCCACCCAGAGGGCUUGUUCUGCCCUGGGAUUCAGCACAGGAGGUGUCUGCACUCGAGGUGGCUUCCCCAGGGCUGGGGCCGGCUGUGGGGAUGGGAUCCUGUUUGCUAACAACGAGAAGGCGACCAUGCAGAACCUCAACGACCGCUUGGCCUCGUACCUGGACAAGGUGCGGCUCCUGGAGGGGGACAAUGCCGACCUGGAGUGCAAGAUCAGGGAGUGGUACGCCAAGGUGGGGCCCAUCUGCGAGCCACGGGACUACAGCUGCUACCACAAGGAAAUUGAAGACCUUCAGAACCAGAUCCUGUGUGCAGCCAUGGAGACUAACAAAAUCCUUCUGAACAUUGAUAACAACAGGAUGACUGCUGAUGACUUCAGAGUGAAGUAUGAGACCGAGUGUGGUCUCCGGCAGAACGUGGAUGCCGACAUUUGCAACCUCCGGCCCGUCCUGGACCAGCUGGCCAGCUGCAAGACCGACCUGCAGCUGCAGUGUGAGGCUCUGACAGAGGAGAUGUGCUGCCUAAAGACCAACCACGAGGAGGAAAUGAGCUGUCUGAGGAAACAGGCCACUGGGGAUGUGAGUGUGGAGGUCAAUGCCUGCCCUGGCCCAGACCUGAGGAAGAUCCUGGAGGAUCUGAGGUGCCAGUACGAGACGCUGAUGGAGCGCAACCGCAAAGAGACGGAGCAGUGGUACGCCUGCAAGGUGGAGGAGGUGAAUCUGGAGGUUGUCACAAGCAGCCAGGAGAUUGAGUCGAGCAACAAGCAGGUGACUGAGCUGAGACGUCAGCUGCAGGCCCUGGAAAUCAAUGUACAAGCCCAGCUCACUAUGAAAGAAAACCUGGAAUCCUCUUUGACGGAGACUGAGUGUCGCUACAACAAAUACCUGGCUGAGCUGCAGAACCAGAUCUCCUGCGUGGAGCAGCGGCUGGCUGAGAUCCGAGCGGAAAUGGAGUGCCAGAACCAGGAGUACAAGACCCUUCUGGACGUCAAGUGUCGCUUGGAGCAGGAGAUCCAGACCUACCACUGCCUGCUGGAGGGUGGCCAACACGACAUCAUAGGGUCGGCAGGAAGAGGAGUUGGCGCCGCAGCAGCUGGGAGAAGCACGGGGCUGAAAGGCAGCCUGUGCCAGCCCUGCCUGCCCUGA
Messenger RNA from Camarhynchus parvulus, 1368 nucleotides. Its product is annotated as keratin, type I cytoskeletal 19-like. The record is from RefSeq and is a predicted model, not a curated record. Gene Ontology annotation, molecular function: structural molecule activity. Bases 1 to 1368 code for a protein of 455 amino acids. The transcript is spliced from 7 exons. NCBI's taxonomy places the organism in Eukaryota, Metazoa, Chordata, Aves, Passeriformes, Thraupidae.